AUGUACGGCGUUCGACCCGAUCCUGUCUACCAUGUCAACGAGCCAAAACGCGUCGGCAUACUAUUACUCCGCCAGGUACUUUCGCCACUCCUGAUGCACGCUUCAGUCAUGUGCACAUCGACCUGGUAGGUCCGCUUCCACCAUCUAACUGUUCUACCUAUAUGCUGACAUGCAUUGAUCGCUUUACUCGGUGGCAGGUUGCUGCGCCCAUUCCGGACAUCAGUGAGAAAACCGUAGCAAGAGCUCUCUUGACUCAUUGGGUGUCCAAUUUUGGAGUUCCUGCGACUGUCACCACUGACCGCGGAUCCCAAUUCGAGUCCACGCUGUUUCGCGAAUUCACAUCCCUUCUCGGUACCAACCGAAUCCGAACAACAACGUACCACCCUCAAGCAAAUGGUCUCGUCGAACGCUUCCAUCGACAGCUCAAGACUUCCCUUAUGGCCCAGCCCAAUCCUUUCCGAUGGUCUGAUCACCUUCCCCUGGUGCUGCUGUCCCUCCUUUCCACUCUCAAGGCCGACAUCGGUUGCACUGCGGCUGAUCUUGUCUACAGAACCUCCCUACGACUGCCCGGUGAGUUAGUGUCUCCCUCAAAAGUGCUAACGUUUUUUGAACCUUGCAGUUAUGUGGAUCAACUGCGUAGUGCCAUGCGCAAUCUCCGCGCAGCGCCCCAUCGGGCGUCACCGGUCAAUUCCUUCAUCCCUCCCGACCUGGAUAAGUGCAAUUUCGUCUUGGUUCGGCAGGACGCUGUCCGACGACCACUCCAACAACCAUAUGACGGGCCGUAUAAUGUCCUUCGUCGAUCUGACAAAGAUGUUGUCACCGACCGCAACGGCAAGACCGACACAGUCAGCACUGAACGCGUCAAGCCGGCGUUAAUCGACUACAGUGACCAUUCCUCACCCCAACACUGUACCCCGCCGCAAACAGUGAUGCCUCCACCUACUGGCGACAGCCCCCUCCGGUUCGCCGCAUACGAUCUGGUCGUCACGUCCACUGGCCCAACAGGUUUGUGGCUGGCUAGCAUGUCGACGCCUUCGCUCCGUUUGGCGUCUGGGGGGGAGUUGUAGCAGUCGCUCCAGUCCCCCUUUUCUCCGGCUCCGUUUUGUCGGUCGAUGGCCGUGACAAUCGUUGCCAGGCCGAUGACACACAACCACCCCCGCCGAUUAUAAUUGGGCCCCCCUCCUGUCCAGCUGCAGUGACCCCCGGCUGCCCCCACAAACUGUUAUCACCUUAUGCGCGUCAGACGACCUGGCUUGAUACCCGUGAGCCCCUGUAAUUAUGCUUUCCCCUAAUCCUCCCCUAAUCCGUCCAAUCUCAUGACCAGCAUCCAACCAGUCACCCCCACCUACUGACACACACUUUCACUCCCGCGUAAACUACACACCGCGACUGACGCUCUCCGUGAACCGACGCUUUUCUCUGUUGCAAGCAAACAGCCAACUUACGGCAAUCUGCCCUGUGUACACAAUAAACUAGUCCUCACAGCUGCCUGACUUCUGUCAUUAGACGAAACGAACUUAUUGUGCGUGAUUUAAGUUGAUCUCAAAUCCUUGACUUUCGCAAGUGUCUCUGCCAAAGCUGUCCAGAUAUGUGAGUUCACAUCACCUAAUUUUUUUUCCGAAAAAACUUAUGACUUUGUCGAAUGUUUCUUCUUCCCGUCCUUGAGUACUGUUGUCCUUUCUUUGGUUUAAUGAACGCCUGUGGCCUUGAUAAAAUCGAAGUUACUCAGAGAGUUUCUACUCGAAAUCUCUUCCCUCAAGCUGCGUCCAGUAUUUCUUAUACUAAGGUAUAUCAGUUGAUGGACAUUAAGCUUUUAUGGAUUAGAAGGCUUGAGGCUGACCUUGGAUUCCUGUUUCGCAUUCAAUCUUGCUCCAAUCUUCUGCGCAUCAACAUUCUCAUUCCGAGAGAUCCUUCCUAUACCUCAGGUAACUCCUCCAUGGUGAUCUGGCCUCCUCUUUCUUCUUAUUCUAAAUGCUUCCUCCUUUUCAUCCCAAUAUGCCUUUCGUUGGAAUAAUUCAGUUGAUUUAUCCACCAGAACCCAGAACACAGGCCAUCCACUAAGUUAUCGGUAUUUAAAUCGGAAUUGCGUAAGAACCUUACACAAAAAACACAAAGUCCCUCAGCCUAUUGACUCUGAGAAGGGCGUUCCUGGGAUUUAACAGUAGAUCAUACAUAUUUUGCCUGCUCAAGUGGAGACUGUCACUUUUAUUUUUUAUGAUUCCCAGUUUUUAAUUGGCUGCCAAAUCCACUGUUAUUAGCCCUCCUCUGCAUUGAUGAUGUUCGCGGUUGUUUAUGCCUUUUCAUUUCGACCCUAAGCGAUCUGUUUUCGAUGGCAGCGGAAUCCACUGUUUUCGACAUCCGCUUGUAGCUUAAUUGGUCAGCAAGGAAGUAUCAUGGUCGCAUCUUCCCGUACGCCUUAAUGAGCGCCGCAGCCUUUAAUGUCCCCUCAUCGGCAAGAAUCUAAGCGGACUGCGAUCGGUCGCGUCUGGCUUCCUCCCGUCUCGAAAUUUUGAAGCAGAUAGCCUCAUCUGUGUUACGAAUUCUGCUUUGACGAUGUCUGUUUCGAAUCCCUUAUACACUACCAUAUGCAGGCCGGUCCUCUCCGACCCGCUUAGAAUAGGUGGUCUAACUCAGGAAAUGUCGUGGUCGAAACUUGAGCGUGAAGUAUACCUUGCAUUCGGUGUUGUUAUUUGGGUUUAUUAAAGUGAUUCGGGACACGGAAAUCCAUUUACUGAUGAGAAGUUCAUUUCAAACUCCUUUUUGAAGGAAAACAGGCCAGAUUUGGUAGAAAUCUGACCUUUCUUGAUAUCCAGAUAAUUUCAUAGACUGUGGAAAUUUGCAGGUUGAAACUAUAUGUUUAUGUGCAUUGUGCUGUAAACGAAGACUAAUGUAAACUGGAAAAGUACGAAAAAGAUUCCAUCUGGAAACGGAAAAUUCGACUUUGCCUCGAAGAACAAUCAGGUGAGGGCGGGUUUAAGAAAUUACAACGUUUUCAAGAAAAAGGGCCAAAAUCAGCUUAUAAAAUCCUUUUUUUGUAAAUUGCUGGCGUUUCAUGGUAUAAAACGUAGCAGCAGACAUGUUCGACAAUGUUUUUUUACUACACCGAGGACUGAUAGGCAUAACCAAAUAAUAUUGGGUACGCGUGACAUGCUGCCACUUUUCUGUGUCAUGCCGUAUGACAAAGAUGUCCAGACAAUGUCUCUCAGCAGUCGAAAAUGAUAGCAUACGGAAAUGACUAUCGGAAGGGUUGUCGCGUGAGUCGUUGGCAAGAAUGUUUAAUAUUGAUAAGGUUACUCUGUGGCGAAUACGUAACGAUAGAACAUUAUCCAGAAAUUAGCAGGGUGGACCAAAACUGUCCACAACUAAGCAAGACGGCGAUUUUAUUGGUUGUACAGUAGGAAUUAUCAUCGAACCCAUUUACAGGGAACAUCUGCCGAUGUCCUCUCUGAAUAGAAUUAGGAACAGGAUGUGAAAAUUUGAACUUCACCAACAGAAGACCAUGAUCACGCCGUUUUUGGCUAGGAAACCUGUUGGAGAACGUUUUUUAUUUGCUAAGAAAUAUAUUGAUUAUCGGCCCUCAUUCCGCAGGAGCAUUUGCCUCUUCGAUGAGAUCUUAUUUUUAGACAAGGCAGUGAAGUCGCCGCAGAUGGUCAUGUGGGGGAAAAACUUACAAAAGCGCACACUGCGCCAACGGCAACUUGCAAGAAUUGCCGACAGUUAAUGGUUUGAAUGGCGAUUAAAUUUGAAGAGCAGCCAGUCUGGCGGUUGACUUCGGGCACUAUCAACAGCAAGGUGUUCCUCCACACGUUUUUGAUUACAAUGACAUCCACCGACGCCGGCUGGAUACCAUAAUUUUACACGACAGUGCACCUGCCCUUCUUUUUAAAGAAUUAUGGGUAUGAUACCAGAGUCGUUACACUCCGAUUCGCCGCGAAUCGUAGUGAAGACAGUUUAAGCUGCAUACCAGUUAUAACGGGUGGCGAUUAAAUAAUACUACCAUCUGACGUAGAUUUAGGUAAGACUUCUGAAUUAGAUUUAGUCAAGCCUUCUGACCUAGGUGUAGUUAAUCUAUGCUUACGUACAGAGGCCGAGAGCUUUCGCCGACCUGUGAUUUUUACUCUCAUCUUGUCUCGAGGUAAGUUGUAACUAAGUAAACUUCUGGCAGAUCAGGUGACUGAAUUUCAGCUAGAAGCUAAAGAUGUAGAAAUAAAUCACACAGUUAGAGAGAAAUCGAAUGCACAAAAUUUGAAUUGCAGAGUGCGACUGAUGGUGUCAGGCACAGAGUAGUGCAACUCAAAAGGGCAAUGGCAACAUGUAGGUCUGAGUGAAUAGACCUGUAUUAAGGUAAAGUUAACCAAAAAACCGGAGCCAAAAUCAUUAGGUCUCUCAGAAAAACCAAUUAAAAUAAUAUCUUCCACUUAUCUUCAAAUUUUAAAAUUCAGAUACGGAGAUGGCCAGGUUGUCCAUAACGGAUUGUUCAAUGAGAAUGUCUAACAUGAAAUCGAGUUUUUCGUGCAUGGACAGUUUCUUCUUCACCUAACGCCAAUGUCUUUUGAUGAGUACGAAAAUAUUUUCAAUGGGGUUGAGAGCUGGGCAGUUGGUAGGGAUGAAAAUCGACUUGAGUCCACAUGCGGAGGGGCUGGCUGUUGUCUAAGUGGUCAGAUUGCGGUUAAAUGUGUCAUAGGAUUCAUACUUCGGCAUCAAAACAGUGUCGCAACACUAAAGAAAACUUUUUCCGGUCUACCUAUCUUACGAAAAUGAUGAUAGAAUUGGGUUGUAAGGAUGGGGCCUCUAAAACGUGCAAAACGGUAAGAAAUAUAGUGCGCGAUAAUUAAGAAGUUAUAUUUGCGCCAAAUUUUGUUUAGAUGCAUCAAAAAACCUAAUGACUGAUCUUCAGACUGACAAAGCAGCUUAUGAGAAUGCAGGAAGAGAACUAUCACAUGAUGCGUUAACGGUAUUGGCCGGGUUGCAACGUAAACCGAAAAAAGAAGUUCGGUACACAGAGGGCGGCACGCGACAUACUGGUAAGAUAUGUUCAAAAUUUGUCAACCUAAACCUUCCCUAGUGAUUUGAUGUACUGAAGAAUUUAUUUUAAGAAUUUGUGCAUAUCAGAUUUAGAGAUAUCAAAUCGUAAAACUUUAGGAAAGCAGUUUACAACGUCAGUCAACUACGUAAGUAACUUAGUUAGUAUGCCAUACCGGUCCCAUGUUUUCGUAAAUGCCUGGUAUUGUCAUUCAAGUAAAUCCCAUAACUAUCUUGUCGUUAGGAGGUUGUUUUUCGACUGACCUACCUUGCGGUUAUUAUUUGCGUCCCAUCAAAUACUUCCCUAGUCAUUUUCCUACUACAUCAUUUGGUUACUUUAUUAACCAGUGUGUAGGCAGGUCAGGAGUGAGCCUGAUCAUCUUCUUAAAAUGCGCACAUUAUACAGUCUCCGCUGACACUUUCCGGGGGUUCAAUAUGCCUCACAAUACAGCAUGCGAACUACUGCAUUCACGUCCUAUCUGUUCAAAGCCACACCAAAGUUAGCGAACUUGCUUUGCCCAAUCUACUGCCCCCCACCGUUGCUCAGCCUUCCACCAUGGAAGUCGUAUGCUUACGGAGGAUGGUACUAUGGCAUCCUUUGACCAUAACCACCAUCGCACACCCGAUGUCUCCAUGCUCUUGCCUUUUUUCGGAGAAAACGGCAAAACCUUAGCUAUGAACUUCCACUGCACAGCGAUAACAACGCACGUACACACACCUAAUGAUUUGUCAGCCGCAGGCUAAUAGGUUUACAUCGUAACCCGGCCAAUACCGUUAACGCAUCAUGUGAUAGUACUCUUCCUGCCUUCUCAUAGUCUGCUUUCUCAGUCUGAAGGUCAGUUAUUAGGUUUUUUAUGCAUUAAAACAAAUUUUGGCAAAAAUGUAAUUUUUUAAUUGUCGCGCAAUAUAUUUCUUGCCGUUUCGCACGUUUUAGAGGCCCCUCUCGUACCACACCCUCCUACCAUCAUUCCCCUAAGACAGGUAGACAGGGGAAAAGGUUUUCUUAAGUGUUGAAACACUGUAUUCACGCCGAAAAAUGUUCUGGGCUGAAAUAGUUCACUUUAACAGGUUUAUAAUGAAGUUCUCAUAACUGACUCUGCUGAAAAGCAGCAGGAAAGGUGAGUGGGGCUGCAAAAACUGAAUGGUUUAAAAAAUCCGAUCUUUUAUACCAGCAAUGAAUCAAUGGGAAAUGAGGCCAUUACGGUCGAGUUCUCGCAGACCAUGGUAGACCAUCAAUACAAAACAAAAAAAUUCGCCGCGAAAAUCAUCAACAGAUUUUAUUGGUAACCGACGCAGGGUAUCAAAAUUCCAGUUAGUAUAACUAGGACUAUAAGGUAUGUCAUACGAAGGUAAACAGCGUUUUGCGAAAUUAGCCAUAGUCGGAUUUUCGGGUAAUUUGAGCUGUUUGACACAGAAAAAGUGGAAAAUAGUAAUAUGUUCUUGAGAUAAAUGGGGGAUAGUAUUCUUCAUGUCAGUUGAUAGUGCGCUCCAAAUGACAAAGCGAUUUCAGCCCAUUUAAACGAGGGAUUGCCUAUGUUUUUACUGCACUUUAGCUGCCCUCCAAACGGGCCACGUGGCCGAUACGCUGGACCAAUAUGGGGCCAAGUCGGGUCUGACAGGCGUUAUCGAAAUUGGCGCCAUAACAACUGCCAACAGUUCGGGGUAG
Messenger RNA from Spirometra erinaceieuropaei, 6688 nucleotides. Lineage: Eukaryota; Metazoa; Platyhelminthes; Cestoda; Diphyllobothriidea; Diphyllobothriidae. The record is from the annotation of a GenBank genome assembly.